GCAUCAAAAGAGAGAACGAGUAAAAUACACUCAUACACACAUGCAAAAUAUAUAUAAUGGAUAUCAUGGAAUGGUAUGUGAUGUAUGUGUGGUACUAGUGAAAGCAUCAAGAGGAAGAUAAGGGCAAGGGGGAAGUUGCAAAGAGAGGAGAGAAAAAAAGAAGGGUAUUAUCGUGUUAGUGUGUGAUUGAGCACACACACACAUAUCCUCAACACACACUGACACAAGCGUCAUGUGAGCUGAAUAAAAUGAGAAAAAAAAAAAAAAAAAAAAAGGGAAAAAAUAAAUAAAUAAAUGUAUAUGAGAAAGAGAGAUAAAAUAUAACGAUAUUAACCGAGUAUUGCCGAACAACGGGGCGGGCAAUUGUUGGCACACACUCAACAAGGCUAUACGAAUAACCGAGCGCUUACGAUGAUACACGAAGUAUUGAAAAAUAACCGAGUUUAACCGAAGCUAAGUGAGGCACGGUCGAAAAACCAAGACCAGUGCGGCUGAAUCUGGUGUCGCGGCUGGAUUAUUUUAACAUUUGCUGCUGUUAGUUUAUUAUUUUUUUUUUCUCCCUAUUUAUUUAGUGUAUUUUGUGCAUUAACAACAAUAAUAUAUCCAGCCAAAUAAAUAUAUAUUGUUAUGAAAAUUUAAUAAUAAUAAUAAUAAAUAAAUAAACAAAAAAAAAGUUAUAAAUGAAAAAUUGAAUAUUAGCUUUAUUCAACAAUACAACAGAGCUCAAAGUUUUUUAUAUUGUGAUUUUUUGUAGUUUAAUAGUAAAAAAAUAUUAAAACUACAAAUAUCAUCAUCAGUACUGGAGACUGAAUAACCCGGCAAUUCGAAGGACAACAAAAUUGUGCGACGGCCAUGGUUUGCCGUCGCGAGGGCACCGACGACGACGGUGCCUGAAAGACGGGUGCGGUAGACUGUUUUUAACUUUUUUUUUUUUUUUUUUCCAUUAUCUUCUUUUUUUUUUUUUCUUGACGAAUGAUGAUAACUUUUCUAUGUGUGAAUAAGUGUUUACAGUAGUAAUUUACUGUUGAAAAAAAAUUAAAAUUAUUUGUUGUAGUUGUUUGUAGUAGAAGUAGUAAAUGUAGCAAAAAAAUUAUUUGAAAUAAAUGAAAAAGACGUGUGACGUGUAAACAGGUGACUAGUUAUUGUGAAUACAAUUUGAGUUGAUCAUAAAAUAUAAGUAACAAGUUACCUAUUUAUCAAGUGAUAUUGUAGUUGAAUAUUAUAAUAAUAAUAUUGUGGAUGUGUUUUCGGUUAACGGCGCGACGAGCAAGCUAGACAGGUUUGGAUUUCUUGUAAGUGAUAGUAGAACCAACCGGACGUGGAACUGUCGGAAUAUAUGUAUAUAAUAUAUGUACAGCACACAUAAAGUGUUUUAGAGUGUGUGCUCAAAGUGGACCGUUCAUUUCACGCAACGAGAGAACGAAAAAAAUUAAAAAAUUUUAAAAAAUAAAUCAAGAUUCACCAAGAAGGAAGUGUUAAGUCCAGAUCAAAAAAAAAAAAAACAAAAAGAAAAAAAAAUUAUACAUAAAAGGGGAGAAGAAGAACAAGAAGAAUGAGCAUCUCAAAGAAUUUACAUCAAGAGUCCUAGUCUUUUUUUUUUUUUUCUUUUUCUUUUUCCUUGGUUAUUUUUUUACUCCAAAAAGAAAAAGAAUCAUACUGUCGGUUGUCUUUGGCAUUUUUUGUCUCUAGAAAGUGCAAAGAUUAUCAGAUACUGGCACGCCUGUUGCUAUAUAGCCCAAGCCGGCCCAGUCUCGACUUUCGACAUACUAAAAAAUAACUAAGAAGAUAAUAAAAGGCCCAAGAAUGCAGGUGGCAACGUUGUUCAGAGAGAGUACAACUCUGUUGGGUGCCCCAAGUCUUGAUCCCCCACAGACACAUCAUCAAAAUAUUCAACAGCAUCAACAACAACAACAACAACAGCAACAGCAACAACAGCAACAGCAACAACAUAUUCAACAUCAUCAACAAAUGCAACAAAGUAAUGACAUGCAUCAUCAUAUGCAACAACAACAACAACAACAGCAACAACAACAGCAACAACAACAACAUCAUUUUAAAAUGUCUUAUCCAUCGCCAGUACAAAAUGGAAAUUCCAUGAGCUGUACAGGUUCACAAGGAGUAAUGGUAAAACAAGAAGCAAGAGAUGAUGGUUAUGAAACGAGUCCUGAUUUAGAAAUGAGAAGUAACGGUGGUGAUAAUAGUCAACAAUAUCAUACACCCCUGACGCCUCAUACUCCCCACACACCUCAUACACCACAUACACCCCUAACGCCAAUAUCGGCGACCUCGCAUCAGCCCCAACAGCCGGGAUCGACCGGGGCCACCCUGGGACAGGUGAGAGAUGUUGGAAUGAAAUGUGAAACUCCAGUUGAUCCAUACUCAUUUGUCGAUGAAGAUAUGUCAAUGAGUGGUGGUGUAAGAACAGCCAGUAGUCCUAGUGAAAGCCAAGAAAUAAUGUCGUGCCCAGGUGGCACACCAUCUGGUCUUGGUACACCAACAUGUGAAUCACCAGGUCCAAUGAUGGCACAACAACUUCAACAUCAACAACUUCAUCAAAUGAACAUGACAAUAAACGGCAUGUUAAAUCCCCUUGCAUUACCUCAUCAACCAAAAAAACGUGGACGUAAAAAAAAAUCAGAAAUGAUUCUUACCCCUGAAGAAGCGGAACUUGCAGAGGCUAAAAAACGUGCCAAGACAUAUAAAGAAAGAAAAAAGCAUGAUAGAUUUGAUGGUAUGCCGGAAGAAGAGGUCAGCAAGCGAGUACUACCUGAUCAUUUAACAGACAAUCUUGACAUAAUAAUUAUUGGUAUUAAUCCAGGACUAUUUGCUGCAUACAAAGGUCAUCAUUAUGCCGGUCCAGGAAAUCAUUUUUGGAAGUGUCUACAUUUGAGUGGAUUAACACCAGAACCACUAACAGCUGAAGAUGAUUUUAAACUUCUUCGUUUGGGAAUUGGUUUUACAAAUAUGGUUGCACGUGCAACAAAGGGUAGUGCUGAUUUAACAAGAAAAGAAAUAAAAGAAGGUAGUCAUAUAUUACUUGAAAAAAUAAGAAAAUACAAGCCAAAAGUAGCAGUAUUUAAUGGUAAACUUAUCUAUGAAGUUUUUUCUGGUAAAAAAGAAUUUGGUUUUGGAAGACAACCUUGUUUAGUUGACGGAACAAAUACAUACAUGUGGGUUAUGCCAUCAAGUAGUGCAAGAUGUGCUCAACUACCACGAGCAGCUGACAAAGUUCCUUAUUAUGCAGCUCUUAAAAAAUUUCGUGAUUAUCUUAAUGGAACAAUACCACAUUUGGAUGAAUCAGAUAUUGUAUUUGCUGAUUCAAAAAUUAAAAAAAUUGUUGAUGAUAGUUUAGAUGGUAAAGAUCCAAUAUUUGCUGAUGAUAUUGAUGAUGAUGGUCGUAUAUCAGAAUUAAAUGAUACAUUGAAAUUAGAAAAUGGUCUUAUACCAGGCAAGAAAAAACGUGGAAGACCAAAGAAAAUUAAAAAUCCAGAUGAAAUAUUACAACCAGAACCUGAACGUCUUGAUUCAAAUGGUGAUGUGAUAAAAAAACGUCGUGGUAGACCUAAAAAAAUACACCAACAACAAAAACAACAAGAACGUGAAAAAGAUACAAGAGAAAGAGAUCAAUUGAAUCAACAACUUCCCCUACAAUUACAACAACAACAACAUCAUCAACAGCAUCCACAUCAACAACAUUUACAUCAACAACAUCAACAACAACAACAGCAACAUCAACAACAGCAUCAACAACAACAACAAUCACAUCAGUUGUUGCCUCAUUUAGAUUAUGGACAGGUUCCAAAUUGUUUUUCACCUCCAAUAAUGUCACCACCAAAACCUUUUGGCCAUAUGGCACCAUAUCCAUCACAAUCAUUGAAUGAUGGUUUUUAUUCACCAACUAUGAAUGAUAGCCCUUAUAAUAUGAGCUCAAAACAAAGUCCAGUACAUUUACAACAACACUACAGUCAAUCACCAAAAUCAAUGUCAUUAUCAUUUACAAAUUCUGAUCUUUCAUCUGAAAUAAAUACAGUAAUAUCAUCAGAAAAUAAUCUUGAAGCAUCACCAUUAACAUCACCAAGUGUUGAACAUCCUGAUUUCGAACAACAACAAUCACAAAAUAUUAAUAAUACCAAUAAUAAUACCAAUCAAGAACAUCGUCAAUAUAAUUCUGUUAGUGGUGGUAGUAGUGGUGGUGGUGUUACAACAAAUGGUGAUACAUUAUCACAACAUCAUGGUAGUUCACCUGAUACACCAACACAUUCAAGUGGUUAUGGUAGCUAUUUAACAUUUCAUGAACAACAAACAUCUGAUUCACAUCAAAAUCCUCAAAGUAAUGAUGAACAUUCACAUCAUUCACAUCAAACACCACCUCUUAGUCAUCCUCAUACACCAACAAAUUCAUCAAUGUCACCACCUCAUCAUUUACCACAUGAACAAUAUGUUAUGAAGAAAAAUUCAAAUCAAGAUGUUGCAUCAAAAAGUCUGAGUGAUUUAGAAUCAUUAGUUGAUCAAAUACCAAAUAUAACUGAUGUUGGUGGUGUUGGUGGUGGUAGUAUUGUUGUUAAUGGUGGUAAUAGUAGUAAUAGUGGUGUUGGUGGUGUUAGUAAUCAAAGAUUACAUCCACAUUCAUCAAUGUCAGAUGAUUCAAUGGGAGAAAAAAUUGAUCAUCAUCAAUCGUAUCUUGGAUUUAGUGGUUUAACAAAUAACUACAGUCCACCACUUGGUUCAUAUUCAUAUCCUGGUGAUAAUUAUGGACUAUAUGGAAAUAAUCGUCAAGAUUCACAACAACAACAACAGCAUCAGCAGCAACAACAACAACAGCAGCAACAACAACAACAACAACAGCAACAACAACAGCAACAGCAACAGUUACUUCAACAGCAGCAGCAACAACAGCAACAACAACAACAACAACAACAACAUAGUAAAUCUUAUACAGUAGAAAAUCUUGCAUCAAGUAAUUAUACACCAAGUAUGAGUCAAGCUGGUAAUAAUUAUUCAAAUAUAAUGGCAGGACCACAUUAUCCAGUACCAACAAUGGGUUCAGCAAAUAGUUAUUUAUUUGGUGGUAUUGAAUCAAGUAUUAUGCAAAGAACUUAUGGUAUUGGAGGAAUGGGAACAAUGCAUCCAUCAUUAGGACAUAUGACAAAUCCUUAUCCUUAUAAUACAACAUAUUCUGGUUCAUAUGAUUCUUAUCCACCUCCACCACCAUCUGGUAUUCAUGCACCAAGUCCAAAUUAUCCUGGUAAUUAUUCAACAACAAGUACACUUGGUAAUUCAACACCACCAUCUUACCUUCAAUCACAUCACAGGCCGUCUGUUGAUCUUCCCUAUGAUGGUAUAUGAUAAUUAACAUAAACUAUAAUACUUUUUUUUUUUUUUUUUUCUUUUUCUCUUUUAUUAUUAUUGUUUUUUCUUCUUCCUUUUUUUUUUUUCUAUUAAAUUUUUAAAUGAAUUUAACAUUAUUAUAUCGUCAUAAGAACAAAUAUACAAUUAGAAACAGAUUAAUUAUUUGUGUGAGUGUUAUAACAGCAACAAGUAUUAUCUGUCGAUAGAAAAAAAUAAAAAUUUUCUACAUAUUUUUACACUUAUUAGAUUUUUCUGUUUCUAUUAUAUAAAUAUUAUUACUAGUUUAUUAUAAAUAAUUAAAUCUUGAUUUAUAUAUUGUCAUGUUUUUUUUUUUUCUUUUUUUUUUUUUUGAUUAUUCGUAAUUAAUAAUUAUGCAUUGCAUCUCCCAGGUAAAAAAAGAGUGUAAAAAAUAUAAAUAUUUUAAAUUUAUUGAUUGUUUUUAAUCAAAAAACAAAUGAAGAAAAAAAAAAAAAAUUCAUUUUACUUGGGUAUGAACGAUUUAGAAUUAAUUCUAGUCCACCUAUAUGUCAACGAAUUUUUCGAUUUCUAUUGGUGUUCAAAAGUCUCGAUAUUAUUUUCCAUUUAUAUACAUAUAUAAUAUAUUUUUUUUGUUUAUUUUUUUUUCUUUUGUGAAGACUUUUGAUCGUUCAUUGGAGACUGAUAAGGCAACAACGAUGUAAAAAAAUAAAAUUUAAAAAAUAAAUAUUAUAUUAUUUAGAACUGUCUAUUGAGCUCAUGUCAAUUUCAUCAUUAAACUGUGUCCAGUAUGUCCUACGUUAAAGCCAAAAAAAAAAGUAAAUAUAUAUUUUUCAUUUUGUUUUUUUUUCACUAUCAAAAAGUUAUAUAAUAACGGUACAGAAUCCUAUUUUUUAAUGCCAGUGAGGUGCUAAAUAAGCGUGCAAUUAAAAUACUACCGUACAUUUUGUUUUUUAUUAUUUUUUUCUUUUCUUUUUUCAUCGAUUCUAUGUUGAUGUUGUUGUUGUUGUUGUUCCUCUUCUUCUUGUUGAUGUUGUUGUUGUUGUUGUUGUUGUUAAUGUUAUAUUGUUAUAUUGUUAUUCAUUAUCGAAAAAAUAAAAUAAAAUUGUCAUUUAUCAACGUCAUUAGUUAACCAUCAAUGCUCGAUGGAUUAAAAAUAAAAUAACAACUCGAAAUUUCUUUAUAACAAAUCAAAAAAAAAAUCAAUUUAUUAUUAAAUCAACUAUGUAUAUAUGAGCAUUGUUUACAGAAUAAUUUUUUUUCUUUUUUAAAUAUCUUUUUUCGUCUAUUGAAUAAGUUUUUUUUUUUUUUUUUUUUUUGUUUAAAUUUUUUGACUAUUAAAAAAAUAGAUAAAUUAAAUUUGGAAUACUGGACACAUUGAGGAGUUAAUAAUUAAAAUAAUAAAUGUUAUAAAAUUAAUGACAGUGUUUUGUAUAUUUUUUACUAUAAUAAAAUAACAACACAUUUAUUAUGUCAGUCUCCAAUAAAAUAUAACUUUGCGGUCGUUGUACAUACAGUAGUGAUAUUGAAAAAAAUAUAAAAAAAUUAUAUUAAAAACAAAAAAAUAAAGUAAUUAAUAAAUUUAAAAUAAAAAGAAACGAAUUUAAUAAAGUUUCAAUGGCCGAAACUUGAUGUUAUUGAAUAAACGUCUCAAUUAGUUAAUGCAAAUAUAAAAAUAUAUUAAAAAUAAUAUAUUUAUAUUUGUGUACUAUAAAAAUAAAAUAAAAAAACUAAAAAAAAAAAUAAACAAAAAAACAUAAAAAUAACAAAAUAACAAAAAAAAAAAAUAAAUAAAAUUAAUUUAAUUAAAAUUAUAAACUAGUGCGAUUAUUGCAAACUUAAUAAAUUGAAAAAAAAAAAAAAAACAAAAUAAAAUAAUUUAAAUGUACAAUUCACCUUUUUAAAUCUUUAAUAUAAAAUAUCAUUAUUUUUCAUAAUUUCCAUCCAUUUUAUUAUUUAUCAUUUGAAUUUUCAUCGAAUUAUUAUCGAAUAAUUAAUCAGCAUUUUAUUUAUCAUCAUCAUCAUGUUAAUUUAAAUCACAAAAAUAGAUUUAUCAAUUUUUUCUGUCAAUGAAAAAAUUCAUCAUUAACGUAUUUAUUAAAAUCAUGUUACGUUUUUCAUGCCAUAAUAUUCUAUUAUGUUUUUACAGGUUUGUUAUAAAAUAAUUGAUGGCACAUGCAUAGAAAAUACUAAUUAUUAAUUAUUAAAAUUCUCAUCAUAUGUAUGAAGAGUUUUAACAAAAAAAAAAUAUAUAUAUAUAUUAACAAAAAAAUUAAUUUUAAAACAAUGUAAAAUUUUCAAAUAUUGCUGUAAAAAAAUUAUAAAUUAAUUUAAUCGAACACAAGUAUUGUCAAGUAAAAAAAUGAAAAAAAAAAAAAAAAAAGCAAAAAACAAAAAGAUCUAUAAAGAAAAUAGAUGAAGUUUUUGUUUUUCGAUUGACUAUUGUGAUAAAUCAAGAUCAUCAUCAUCAUCACGAGAGAUAAAAAAAUAAAUUAAUAAAAAAAAAAUAUUAAGUAAGUUUUAAAAUAUAAAUACAAGUGGACGUUUUAAAGUGAUGAACAGGGUAUAGAUGAAAUUGAUAAUUAUUAUAAUGAUGUCUAUAAAUAUUAACAUAAGUAUUAUAGAUGUUUCUUUUAAAUACCAUCGGCCUCAAGAUUGUAAAUCAAUGAAAAUUCUAUCCAUUGAUGUUUCUCAAUUAUUUUCAAUUAAUUAAUUUUUCAACCGAUGAAAUGUAGCAAGUGGAAAAUAAAAAAUAUAUAUAUAAAUAAUUGCAGGAUACUCAUCAACGCAAAAUAAAAAAAAUUGUUAUUAAGUGUGUUUUGAAUAUUAAUUGAUUGAUUAAUUUUUCAUAAAUAAAUACACUUAUAUAUAUUAUUGUAUUUGAAUGUGAGAAUGUAGAAAGAGAGUUAACAAUUGUUUAUUGAUUUAUCGGCUGAUAGUAAGUAAGUACAUUAAUUGAUUAAAAAAACAGGUCGAUAAUCACUAACAAUCAACCAUCCCCCUUUGUAAAUUAUAUAUAUUAUUAAUAAUAAUAUUAUUAUUAUAUAUUUAAAAAAUAAAAAACAAACAAAUAUUAAUAAUUAAUACUUAGCUAUACAGUAAUAAUAAUAAUUAUAUAGAAAAAUAUAAAUAAAUAAAUAAAAACACACAAAUGUGGAGUGAAAUAAUAAUUGGCUUUUUUUAUUUUUUAUUUUUUGUUAUAAUGCAUUUUUUUUAACAAGAUUGUAGAAAAUUUAUUGAGCCUAAUUUAAUUGAUUAUUUUGAGGCUAAUAUUUUUAAAUUUUUCAAUAGAAUAAUAAUUAAUUAAUAUAAGAAAAAUGAAUAUAUUGGAAAAAUAAAAAAAUUAAUAAUAAUUUUUUGAAGUUUUAAAUAAAAAUUUUUAUGUAAUUUUCAGUACUUAAAAAUUAAUUGAUAUAUGUUUUUUUUUUUCUUGUAGAAUCAUUCGAAGAAUAUUGUUUGUAAAUUGUUUUUUUUUUUUAAAUAAAUUAUCUCAUUCCAAUUUCUCGUAGAAAUAUAAAAUAAAAAAUUACUAAUAUUUGCUCGAAUGUCUGUUAUUCUGCAACGUAUUUUUUUAUAUAAAUAAAAAAUUAAUAUAAUGAUUAAAAUAAAAUAAGACAAUUAUCAUUGAACCUCAUGUCCAUUGAGGUAAAUUUUUAACGUCAAAUUUUAAACGUGUACAAUUAAUAUUUGGUAUAUUAAAAAAAAAUAUAAAAAUAAAUGAUAAACGUGUAAAUGAUUAAAAUAUGAUUUAGUGAACGUAUGACUUAUGAGCUAUGAGAGAUACCGGUGGAUAAUAAUAACUAAAAAGUGUGAAAAUUAUUGUCUGUUUAAAUGAAAUAUAUUUAAAGUAGUAAAUGAUUUUUAUGCUAAACGUACAACUGUAUGUUUAUUGGUACAAAGAUAUUAAAAAAAAAAAACAUUAAAAUACGUAAAUUCCCAAUUUUGUUUAUACAAAAAAAAAAUCCUAUAUAUAUUUGUUUCCUCAUUUCUUUUUUUUGAUAUGAUGUUUUUUAUUUUCUUUCACAGUGGAAAUAAAACUCCGGCGUUUUUAUGUUUUUGAGUUAUCGUUGAUAAAUUUUAUAUAUGUAUCAUGGAGGUAUACAGUAGACCUUCAUAGUUUUCUCUCAGAAAAACUAAGAUGCCUGACCAUUUUCACAACUGCACUGGUCAAAAACAUAUGUUUUUUUGUUCAUUAAAUAAUUGAAAAAAUCUAACAAUUAAACUCCAAAACAAAAUUUAUUACAAUAUAUAAAAUAAAUUACAAUAAUAAUUAUAAAUAAUUACAAUAUAAAACAUUUUAUAUUUUUUAUAAUUUCUAAUAUAUAAAUAUUUUUAUUUUAUUUCUUUGCAUUUAAAUGUUUUUGUUAUGAAUGAUGAUUGCUUUAUCAUCAAGUACUACGAUUGCAGAGAUCAUACUGAUAGCUAACAGAAAAAAACAACAUAUUUGAACUAAACGGCUGAGUUUUAAUAGUAAAAACAAAAAAAAAAAAAAAAAAAAAAA
Messenger RNA from Aphidius gifuensis, 9826 nucleotides. It is a transcript of the gene Tdg, whose product is annotated as dual specificity protein kinase splA. NCBI's taxonomy places the organism in Eukaryota, Metazoa, Arthropoda, Insecta, Hymenoptera, Braconidae. Bases 1804 to 5346 code for a protein of 1180 amino acids. Gene Ontology annotation, cellular component: nucleus. Gene Ontology annotation, molecular function: DNA binding; mismatch base pair DNA N-glycosylase activity. The record is from RefSeq and is a predicted model, not a curated record. Gene Ontology annotation, biological process: base-excision repair, AP site formation. The transcript is spliced from 9 exons.